Molecule: messenger RNA, 2709 nt
Organism: Trifolium pratense (red clover)
Lineage: Eukaryota; Viridiplantae; Streptophyta; Magnoliopsida; Fabales; Fabaceae
Product: lysine-specific histone demethylase 1 homolog 1
Exons: 1
Coding region: 176-2632 (818 amino acids)
Cellular component (GO): nucleus
Molecular function (GO): oxidoreductase activity; protein binding
Source: RefSeq, a predicted model, not a curated record
AGUGAUUGUGCGCAGGAGAAGUGUGUGAGUAUUGUACUUACUUGUACUAACUUGUAAGUACACGCAUACACACACCCAUACCAAGUUCCAUUCUCAGUUUCCUACCAAUAAAAAAUAAGCACACAACCAAACAAAACCAAAACCGGAGACAAAAAAAAAAACAAAAACAUAAACCAUGCAUUCAGUUUCCGAUACUGAACUAAACUCAGCAACACCAUCGCAACAACCAAUUGAUACCGAAAUGACAGAACUACCCUCAGAACCACCACAACCCCAAAACGACGACGUAACAAUGUCACCGGAAAACCCAAACAUCACUAACCCUCAAAAUUCCUCCGAUUCUUCCUCCGAACAACAACAACAACGAGAAGAAGAAAAUCCAAUUUCAACAACAACCCAACAACAACAACAAGAUCCAAACCCUACUUUACCUCGAAAACGACGUCGUCGAAAGAAAUUCUUCACAGAAUUAACUUCAACAACUUCGCUAUCGAAGAAUCGUAAAAACGAUGUUGCUAAAGACUGUGAUGACGAAGCCCUAAUUGCAAUUUCAGUUGGGUUUCCUUCUGAUACCUUAACGGAGGAAGAAAUUGAAGCGAAUGUGGUUAGAACAAUCGGUGGUUCGGAGCAAUCGAAUUACAUAGUUGUUCGGAAUCAUAUUUUGGCGCGGUGGCGAUCAAAUGUUAAUGUUUGGUUGACUUAUGAUCGUGCUGUGAAGUCGAUUCGAUCGGAACAUAAGGGUUUGGUUGAAGUUGCUUAUAGGUUUUUGAUUGAGCAUGGUUAUAUUAAUUUUGGAUUAUCGCCGGAGAUUAAAUCGAUGAAGUUUAAAUCUUUUGAUGGAAUUGAGAGAGGGAGUGUGAUUGUUAUUGGUGCUGGGUUGGCGGGGUUGGUUGCCGCGAGACAAUUGGUGUUUUUAGGGUUUAAAGUUUGUAUUUUAGAAGGUAGGAUGAGACCGGGUGGGAGAGUUAAGACGAAAAAGAUGUUCGGCGGUGAUGGUGAUGAAGGACUUGAAGCUGCAGCUGAUUUGGGUGGUAGUGUUCUUACUGGUGUUAAUGGGAACCCUCUUGGUGUUCUUGCUAGACAAUUAGAUUUACCGCUUCAUAAGGUUAGGGAUCUUUGUCCUCUUUAUAUGCCUGAUGGGAAAUGUGUUGAUUCUGAGGUUGAUUCUAGGGUCGAGGUUUUGUUUAAUAAAUUGUUAGAGAGGGUUUGUAAGCUUAGACAGGCUAUAAUUGAAGAGGUUAAGAGUGUUGAUGCUCCUUUAGGGACAGCGUUGGAGGCGUUUCGGAGGGUUUAUAAAGUUGCUGAGGAUAAAGAAGAGAGGAUGUUGUUGAAUUGGCAUCUUGCUAAUUUGGAGUAUGCAAAUGCUACUCUUAUGUCUAAUUUGUCUAUGGCUUAUUGGGAUCAGGAUGAUCCUUAUGAGAUGGGUGGUGAUCAUUGUUUCAUUCCCGGAGGGAACGAGACAUUUGUUCGCGCAUUGGCUGAGGAUCUUCCGAUUUUCUAUGGGAGGACAGUGGAGUGUAUUAAGUAUGGAAGUGAUGGGGUGUUGGUGUGCACCGAAGGGCAGCAUUUUCGUGGGGACAUGGUGCUUUGUACUGUGCCUUUGGGGGUUCUUAAGAAGGGGUCGAUUCAGUUUAUCCCUGAUCUUCCUCAGAGGAAGAAAGAUGCAAUUCAUAGAUUAGGGUUUGGAUUGUUGAAUAAGGUAGUGAUGUUGUUUCCAACUAAUUUCUGGGGUGGGAACAUUGAUACAUUUGGUCACUUGACGGAGGACUUGAGUAUGAGGGGUGAGUUUUUUCUGUUCUAUAGCUACGCUUCCGUGUCUGGAGGCCCGCUUCUCGUGGCUCUUGUUGCCGGAGAAGCUGCUCUUAGGUUUGAGAUGAUGUCGCCGUUGGAGUCUGUCAAAAGGGUGAUGGAAGUUUUGAGGGAUAUUUUUCAUCCAAAGGGGAUUGUUGUUCCAGAUCCCGUUCAGGCAGUCUGCACUCGAUGGGGAAAAGAUCAGUUCGCUUACGGAUCUUAUUCUUAUGUUGCUGUUGGAUCUUCGGGUGAUGAUUAUGAUAUACUUUCAGAGACUGUUGGAGAUGGAAGGGUGUUCUUUGCUGGAGAAGCAACUAGCAAACAGUAUCCUGCAACAAUGCAUGGAGCAUUUCUUAGUGGAAUGAGAGAGGCUGCAAACAUUUUGAGAGUGGCAAAGAGGAAGUCUAAUAGUUCAACGCAAUUCAACACAACAAAAAGCAUCGAUGAAGAGAAUGACGAUUUGAAUAAACUAUUUGUGAAACCUGACCUGAGUUUCGGAAGCUUCUCUGCAUUGUUUCAUCCAAAACCAAAUAAUGAUCUUGAAUCUAGUUCAAUACUAAGGGUUAAAAUUGGAGGAGCUGUAUCAGAUUCUCCUAGUCUUUAUCUUUAUGCACUGCUUUCAAUGAAGCAGGUCAUUGAGUUGAGUCAGGUAGAAGGGGACCAGAACCGGAUGAGAAAAUUAAGUCGUGAUUUCGGGGUCAGUUUAGUUGGGAAAAAGGGUCUAUGUAGCACUGCUGAAUCUCUUAUUGCCAGCAUAAAGUUGUGCAGACCUGAGCUUAAUGAAGCAGAAAAUGGUCCUGUUCAUGGGAAGGAAAUUCUUAGUGAUACCAUGGAAGAAUAGAACCUCCUGUGUCUCCAGUUAACUGUAUUUAAUUUUCAACUAGACCUAAUUAAAUUAUUAAUUUCUAAUUUUCUCCU